GUCAGCCUUAUGUUAUACAUCCGAAAGCAACGCAACCGCUUGUCACAACGACGGAUGAAGACCCUGUAGCUGAGUAUCCGGUCUCUGGCGAUACGGUCGAAGACCCAGGAGAGAGUGAGUUUCUAAAUUUCAUCAUUACCUGCAUAAAAGCAAUGGAAAGGGACACGCCAGCUCAAGAUGAUGAGAUUUUCCCAUGUGAUCACGAGCUGUCUCGUGUGCCGGAACUCCCUAGCACCCGCAAGGAUACGAUUAAUCUCGUCUUCAUUGGUCAUGUAGACGCCGGGAAGUCAACAAUUGGUGGACACUUACUGUACCUCACUGACAUGGUGGAUAAGCGCACUCUCGAAAAAUACGAGCGUGAGGCCAAGGAGAAGAACCGCGAAACCUGGUACUUAUCGUGGGCGCUUGAUACCAAUCCCGAGGAACGCGAUAAAGGAAAGACAGUCGAGUGCGGACGAGCCUACUUUGAAACAGAGAAAAAGCGUUUCGUUCUUAUUGAUGCUCCGGGCCACAAAUCCUUCGUUCCAAACAUGAUUUCCGGCGCAGUGGUGGCUGAUUUGGCUAUCCUGGUUAUUUCGGCCCGUCGAGGGGAAUUCGAGACGGGGUUUGAAAAGGGAGGCCAAACUCGGGAACACGCUGUGCUGGUUAAGACGGCUGGUGUGAAAUACUUAGUCGUCGUUGUCAACAAAAUGGAUGACCCAACAGUCUUGUGGGAUGAGGCUCGAUAUAACGAGUGCAAAGAGAAGAUUAUUCCAUUUUUAAAAAAGGUUGGAUUCAAUAUGAGGACGGAGGUGCAUUUUAUGCCUUGCUCUGGGUACACUGGCGCCUUCCUCCGCGAUGUUCCCAGCGAAUCCGUCUGUUCCUGGUACCGUGGUCCUUCCCUACUCGAGUUUUUGGACUCCCUCCCGAGCAUAAGCCGAAAGACGGAUGGACCACUCCGUAUCCCUAUCACUGAUAAAUACAAAGAUAUGGGUAUAUUUGUCACGGGGAAGGUGGAAUCCGGUACCGUUUCCAGAGGUCAGUCACUGGUACUUAUGCCUUCCAGAAUCCCAGUGGAGGCAGCUCAAGUAUUUAAUGGUGAUGUUGAAGUUCUGAAAGCAGAAGCCGGUGAAACAUGUAAACUCAGGCUGAAGAAUUGCGAAGAGGAAGAUAUCUCUCCUGGUUUCUGUCUUUGUUCACCAAGCAAUCUAUGUAAAGUAUCCGACAGAUUUGACGCCAAAUUGAUUGUUCUCGACUGCAAAUCAAUCAUGUGUCCUGGAUACACUGCGGUGCUUCAUAUGCACUCGACCAUGAAAGAGGUGCGACUCCGAACCAUCAUUUGCAGAAUUGAUAAAAAGACCAAUCAGAAAACAGAGAUUAGACCACGGUUCAUCAAACAAGAUGAUGCUGCUGUGGUCCGGUUUGAGGUUAUCGGGGGCACUAUAUGCCUAGAAACCUUUGAGUCAUUUCCACAAAUGGGGCGCUUCACGCUACGAGACGAGGGCAAGACGGUUGCUAUUGGCAAAGUAGUCAUGAUCAUCCAGCCCAGUGAUUCGGAGGCCUAGUCUUCAGCAGAUUUGGACACUCACGCGCACACGCUGGAGCGCUUCGUGAUGUGUUACCUGUCAGUCUCCACCACCCAUCGUUCAAUCUAUUUCGAUACUGCUUGACUUCCAUAACCCUGCUCCAACCCUGAUGAACAAAGUUGUUCUUCCACAUUUCAAAGAUACCUAAUGCAGUUUUUGCCAACUGCUUUUACCCACGUCUGUCAUCAAUAUCUUUGCCGGGGUUUUCCACUUGCUUUUGGAACUGUAUUCGUACCGACUUCCGGCGUGAUUUAAAUGGGGUGAGGAUACUGGUUUGUUCUAUUUUUUCUUGUCUAUUGGGGCCAAUCUAUCUGUUCACAUUUUACGAACAGACGAGUUGGCUGAACUUGAGGUUAAUCCACUUCAGUCCUCCUGUAACACCUUAAAUCCGGUACAUCAGAAUCGCUGGAAAAUGUGUUUUUGGACGAAAAGACUUCUGUCAUUGAUCUGCAUAGAUUAGUGUGAACCUCUGAAGAAUACUGUGAAAGAACACUUCUCAACAAUUUGAAUUUCGUUCUUUGUGGAGUGUAUCAGAAUAAAGCGAUGGCUUGCUCCACAGACUCCGUUUUGCAGCCACACCACUUCCGGAACCACAGUUCUCCCCCCAGAGCAAC
Opisthorchis viverrini is the source of this 2179-nucleotide messenger RNA. RefSeq lists its product as hypothetical. Gene Ontology annotation, biological process: translation. Gene Ontology annotation, molecular function: translation release factor activity; GTPase activity; GTP binding. Gene Ontology annotation, cellular component: translation release factor complex. The record is from RefSeq and is a predicted model, not a curated record. The transcript is spliced from 6 exons. The annotation marks the transcript as partial. Lineage: Eukaryota; Metazoa; Platyhelminthes; Trematoda; Opisthorchiida; Opisthorchiidae.